Erythranthe guttata (spotted monkey flower) is the source of this 1909-nucleotide messenger RNA. RefSeq names its product serine/threonine-protein kinase AtPK2/AtPK19. Gene Ontology annotation, biological process: protein phosphorylation. Gene Ontology annotation, molecular function: protein serine/threonine kinase activity; ATP binding. NCBI's taxonomy places the organism in Eukaryota, Viridiplantae, Streptophyta, Magnoliopsida, Lamiales, Phrymaceae. The record is from RefSeq and is a predicted model, not a curated record.
UCUUCCUCCCAUCCCUCAUCUCUCUCUCUCUCUUCUUUCUCUCUCACACACACAGACACACACAGAGAGAAAUCUCUCGCAAAAAUGUAACCCAUGUAAAAUUCUCAGCCCGCCCACUCUGGCUGGCUUCUUCUACACCCAAUUCCCAUACUCUCUCUCUCACACAAACACACACACAGAGAGAGAGAUUGAAUUCGUGUAAAAUUGGAUUUCUCCAUCACCAUGAACGAAAACAAUACUCUCUCUUCUUCUUCUGCUGCUCCGUUUCAGAAGAAGGCUUUCCAUUCGAUACUAGCAUCGCGGCUCACCCACCUCCAAAUCCCUUCCUCCGCCGCCGCCGCCGAGGAUCCCUCCCAAGAUUUCGAAUUCUCCGACUUCUUCGGCCCCUCCGCCGCCGCCUCCUCCUCCCCAUCCUCCUCCUCCUCGCUCUUCCUGAGGGACCCACCAGUUAUACACAAUCGCUCCCAUUCAUUUGUGGGCCCCUCCCCUCGUGUAACCCUCUCCAGAUCCCUCCCGCCCUUCGAGCCAGAUGAGCUCUACUAUUCUUCCUCCGACGACGCCGCUAAUAGAGACUCGAACCACGAAUCCGGUGAAAAGGGCGGCGGCGGAAUUGCUUGUGGUGGCGGCGGAGAUUCGAUUGUUGAGGAGGUGAAGAAGGUGGGCCCGGGUGAUUUUGAGAUUAUGAGGAUGAUUGGUAAGGGCGCGUUUGGGAAGGUGUUUCAGGUGAGGAUGAAGGCCGAGAGUGGCGGCGGCGGUGGUGGUGGUGGUGGAGAUGGCGAUGGGAUAUUUGCGAUGAAAGUGAUGAGGAAGGAUACGAUAAUCAAGAACAAGCAUGUUGAUUACAUGAGGGCCGAGAGAGAUAUUCUCACUAAAGUGGUGCACCCUUUCAUCGUGCAGCUCCGCUACUCGUUUCAGACAAAGUCGAAGCUGUAUUUGAUUCUCGAUUUUAUAAACGGGGGCCAUCUGUUUUAUCAUCUCUACAGGCAAGGGAUUUUCAGUGAGGAGCAGGCGAGGGUUUAUACGUCGGAGAUUGUAUCAGCUGUUUCGCAUCUCCAUGAACGUGGGAUUGUGCAUCGAGAUCUAAAACCGGAGAAUAUUCUCAUGGAUGCCGAUGGUCAUGUUAUGCUAACUGAUUUUGGACUGGCUAAGGAGAUCGAUGAAUCGAGCAGAUCGAAUUCUCUGUGUGGGACGACGGAAUAUAUGGCUCCGGAAAUAUUGCUGUCGAAAGGGCAUAAUAAAAAUGCUGAUUGGUGGAGUGUUGGUAUUCUUUUGUAUGAAAUGCUCAGCGGCAAGCCACCAUACACAAAUGCAAACAGAAAGAAGCUCCAGGAGAAAAUCAUCAACGAAAAUUUCAAGCUCCCACCUCGAUUAACAAACGAGGCUCACUCUUUGCUCAAAGGACUGCUGCAAAAGGACCCGUUGAAAAGGCUGGGAAGUGGGCCCAAAGGAGCAGACGAAAUAAAAUCGCAUAAAUGGUUUAAGACGGUUAAUUGGAAGAGAUUAGAGACAAGAGAAGCAUGUCCGAAAUUCAGACCAGACGUGACUGGGAAAGAUUGCACGGCUAAUUUCGAUAAAUGUUGGACGACAAUGCCCCUAGACGACUCCCCUGCUUCUACGCCUACUACGGCUGAGGAACACUUCCAUGGCUAUACUUACGUUGCGCCUAAUCCUUGGCUCUCGUCGAAAUAAAAAUUUGUGUUAGCCUUACAAGAUUAUUAAAAGUUUUUGAUGUAGUAAUUGAGUGUGUUGAGAAUAGGGUUUUUUUUUUUUUUUUUUUUUUUAUGUAAUCUUGAUUUCUAGCUAACUUAUUAGCUAUUUAUUCUGGUGAAUUUGAACCCAGAGACAAUGAGUUGUACACAAGAAAGAAAAAGAAAAUAAAUUCGCAAAAUGUAAUUAAUUGUUUGCAUGC